Molecule: messenger RNA, 1272 nt
Organism: Phytophthora sojae
Lineage: Eukaryota; Oomycota; Peronosporomycetes; Peronosporales; Peronosporaceae
Exons: 1
Coding region: 1-1272 (423 amino acids)
Source: RefSeq, a predicted model, not a curated record
AUGUCCAAGAUCACCAACCCGGGCUACGUCGUGUUCAACAUCGCCACGGCCGGUGUGUUCAACGCCAUCUACAAGUCGUUCAAGACCGUCACGAAGAGCCUCAUGUGCGUCUUCAACAUCUUCAACAUCGCCGAAGGCAUCUCCCGCUACAUGCGCUUCCGACAGACCAUGGCGCCCAACGGCACCAAGGAGGACAUCCUCAUCGCCGUGUACCAGACCGACAUGUUCCUCGUCGACCUGCCGGUGGCCAUCACGGCGUGUCUGGGCUACGAAGUGCCGCGAUACGCCUACUUCGCAGACGCAGUGGUCACCGCGGCGGAGACUAUGGUCAAGCAGCUCAUGAUCAACCACAACCUCAUCAUGAGCUCGCUGGACUCGUUCCUGGCCUUCUUCCGGAACUCGACGGUCGGCAACGCGACGGAGCUCGACUCGGUGACGGUGGCCAACCUCACGUCCAUGAUCGACUCGGGCUCCAGGUGCGGCUUCAACCUCAAGCGCCUCACUGACCGAGUCAUCGCUAAGGUGACGGACAUUCGGGAGGAGAACCCGCUGGCCACGAACGAAGACAUCCGCACCAAGAUGAGCAAGACGCCGAUUGUGCUGAAUGACGUCCCCACGGUCACCAACAAUUGCAUGGGCGAGCUGCUUAAGACGAAGAAGCCGUACGCCGCCUACCAGACGCGCGACACACUGCGGAAAACUUUUGGAGUGAUCAUCGACCAACUCAUCGACUCGUCGACCACCGACAUGGGCAAGGCCAUGUCUCGAGAGGAGUACUGGGUCAAGACGGCCAACUUCGGGCUGCAAGGACUCUCGGCCAUGGACCCCACGGGCAUCGCCUUCAUGAUGUUCAACUACGUGCAGCCCGUGUGCGGCCCGACCGAGUUUAUUGGAGAGAUCGACGACGGAUCCUGCGAAGACGCACUGGGGCUUACUACAGUUGACGACGCGUUCCGAGGCAGCAAGGGCAAGUGGAAGAAGAAGGGCGACGGGGUCGUCAAGAUCAAGUUCGUCAGCUCCGACACGAGGGACGUCAAGGUGCGGAUCCAUUCAGGCGGCAAGAAGUACGCGUCGGUCAAAGUAAACUCGGGUAGGACUGUCACGUGGAAGUCGACGGUGGAGGAGCUCAAGGACAAGACCCUGUACUUGGACCGCUGGCGUCCCGGUUUCCUGGGUCUGCCCGGAACGGGCGGCGGCUCGCUCCUGCUGUGGAUCCCCAGGUCUUCCGAAGGCGGUCACUUGGAAAUGACCGUCAAGAUCAACAAGAGCUAG